AUGGAGGCAUCCUUGGUCCAGGAGAUGGGCAAGAUCCGAGACGACCCGGUGCUGGGGGUCAAUGGCAAGGCCAUGAAGAUGGUAGCCAUGCUGGAAAAGCAUGGUUACAUGCACAGAGAGACUGUGCCUUGCACAGCUUUGGUUGUCCACGGCGACAACCGCUCAGGAAUGAUGGUCAACCCGCACAACGUGCACUUGAGGGGUGCAGAGGCUUUGCGGGUAGGAUGGCUUCCUGAGAAGCUCAACGAGAGCUAUGCCAUGGAGCUCUCGCAGAAGCAAAGUGUGCGGGAGCAGCAGCUCAAGCAGAUGGCCAUGUUGGUUGAGAGUUCAGAGGGCCGGCUCGCGCCGGUUACAAGGCAGGAAAGAUUUGCGAGCUUGUCGAGCUCCCACAUGUCUCAGUUUUGCAAGGCUGUUAGUGCUGGGUGCAAAACGGACGAAGCACAGCUGUCCAAAGUCAGCACAGUGCUGGCUUUAGAGAACCUUCAGCAAGUGUUCCACGACGAAGCUUUCUCCGCAGCUGUGCGAAACGGCUGGGUCUGGCACUGCUUCUCCGCUGCGGUGGAGGAAGCAUUGCCCUGGUUCUGCGACUUUUUCCAGGGGUCCAUGAAUGCCAGCAACCAUAUCGCUGCUCGGGUGACGGAGAUGGAGGUGGCCAUGAACCUUGCCGGCCAGUACAAGCGGUGCGGGAAUAUGGACCAGGCUCUGGACACAUGCCGAAGCACGUUCAACUUGCCACACCUGGAAGCGGUAGGUGUCUACGUGCAGCGGUACUCGGGCGGAGACAACUUCGUGCUCGUCAAGCUGCUUGUAGAGUUGGAGAAGAUCUGGAACAGCUCCAUGAUGCUGGGACAAGAUUUCUUUACAGCUGUCGCAACCACCGACCUGGGAAGUGCGGAAACGACGUUUCCGCUUGUGCGGACCAUGCUGUUGGCAGCUGCUUUGAGCUCACCGAAGCAUGCAGAUGGCAUCUCGCGACUCUUGAGCAAACAAGACGUGGAGAAGCUCAAGAGCAACGUGGAGCAAGCAGUGCUGGCGGAGAAAAUGGCGAUGCUGGUGUUCUCGCAGGUCGGGCAAGGGCAGGCCUUGCUGGACAACAAGAGGCUGUUGGGCCGGUUCCUGGUCCGUGGAGCCUUGUGGCUUACGAAGAAAGAAGGCAAAGGUCGCGAGAGGACUGUCUUCGGGUCCUUGGAAGAGAUCCACAAGGCUUUCUUGUCGGAGCAAGCGAAGGCCCAAGCUUCGUCCUCCACGGGCGAUGCUGGUGGGUCUGCAGUGGCCGAGAGCAAGGUGCUGGGCCUGGAGGAAGCCUGCAUGUUAUUGGUUCUUCCUGAACGCUUUUUAUCAAAUGUUAUAGCCCCUAUACUACCCCUAGGACAAAAGCGCCGAAAUUCCAAGUUAUAUACAAAAGUAGCUCCUAGAUAUGAGGAGAACUACGAUGCGAAGAAUAUCGCAGAGCGACGAAUGAGCUGGCUGGUGGUCGGCAAGAAGUAUCUGAAGAAGGACUCCUCUGAUAUUUUCGAGUUUGUUGGUAUGGGAUCCGAGCAUGGCACCUUCAAGGUGUUGGACUUGCACGGCACUGCGACGGAGCAUGUGUUCCCGCAUGCGGACUUGAAGCUGUUCCGCGCCACAGACAAAGCGGUGCCUGCGAAGCUGGCCUUGGAGCUGGCAACGAAGCUGCAGAUGGACGUCUGCGACACUUGGUCGCUGGAGCUGGAGAAAGCCCAGGUGCAGGCAGCCCUUUUGACGAACCACUCAGAGAUGCUGGUCUUCCUCGUGGCAAGGGAGAGCCUGCUGGAUGUGUCCCAGUUGCUCUUCACGAACACACACAAGAUAUAUGCUGCUGGAAAGAUCAAGAAGCAUGGCCUGAAGAUCUACCCGUUCGGGUCUGUCCAGCUCGUUAAGGAAGACCUUGCAAAAAAGCACGAGGCCCAGCAGGCUGGGAAGGUCUUGCUGAAGGUAAAGUCCAGUGGCCGCCAGUACCAGGUGCUGGCUGGAAAGGUGGACAUCCAGAAGGAGACCGGUGCCAUCCCUGCUUUCUUUUGGAUUCCUUCCACGGAGGAGGAAGCGGAGGCCACCAUGGACCUGAGCUCCACCGUGUACCAGGGCUGGCUGGAGAUACCAUGCUUGAAAGCUCGGAAGCCGCUGCAGGCCGGGGAGCAGUUGCAGUACUACAAGCCGCCAGUGCAAACCGGCCGCAAGAAGCUGAAGACCACGAGGCUUGCUUUUGGCAAGGCCGGAUUUGUGCAGCCUUUCCAGGCUUCAUGGAAAGGGAGAAGCGCUAAUUCCAUGUCUUGCUGCAGCACUUGUGCUCCAGCAUCAACAGUGCCUGCUCUUCUGUGGCAGCGAGCCAUGGUAGAGAUCCAGGAAAGGGUUGCUUUGGCCUUUGCUGGUGGACGGCAUGUGCCAAUCCCACCAGCUUUGCUUGUGGUUGGAAGCGACGGCUCCAAGUAUCUCAAAAUCCGACCCUCUCAUGGUGCCAUCUGCAAGCUUAUCUGUGGCGAGGCAAAGUGCAAAGAAGCGAAGAAUCCUUCGCUGGCUGCAAGUCCCGCCCUCGCCAAGCUGCAUGGCCAAGUUCAGAAGGCACUAGAACCCGACCAGCCUGGUGGGGAUGAUGAUAUCUUCGAAGCAAAAGAUUGCAAGCGAAAGCAGCUCAGCAAGAAAGCUGAUGCUCCCGAGACUGUGACCAUCUCUGUGAACGGUACAGAUGUUGUCAUUCUGGCCCCAAGGUCUUCGAAGACCACCGACUUGAUCGUGAAGAUGGAGCCCCAGAUGAUGCAGGCAGUUUUUGACAUGCUGGCCGUGGACUGCGAAGCAUGCUUCCGCGAGCUGCCCAAAAGAGCCUACACAAGAAGUGGGAAGUAUCGUGGCAAGCGAGGACGUUCCGAGGAGCAUUCUGGUAAGGAGGAGGCCCUUCCUGGUGCUGGAAGCAGCACUGGAAGUGCUGGGCAGCCGACCGAGCCCGCGGUGGUUCCUGCUGGUGCUGGCGGCAGCAAGAAAAAGAAUAUGCUGCAGCCCAGCGACAAGGCGGCACCCAAAAGGCGGAGGAUGCUGCCUGAACCGGUGAAGAAGGAGGAGGACCUGUCGGCACUGGACCGGCUCAUGCUGGGUGGAGAGCAGCCUCCGGAGGUGCUGGCGAGCCAGGUGCUGGAGGAGGACCUCACAGAGCCUCCUUCGAACCCAGAGGAGGAGGAGCAGCCGCCUUGGAGAGGAGUAGAGCUUCCGCCACCGCCGAAAGCAGCUGCUGGCUCCGACCGGCCGAACGAGCCGGCUGGACCUCCUCGCCACAAGGGUGGCAAGGGAGCUGCUGGAGAGGGAGCACCACCGCCGCCACCUCCUCUUGAACAAGAAGCACCUCCACCUCCUCCGCCUCAUGAGGCGGCGGUGCACCUUCCUGGAGCUGCAGGUCAUGAUGCUGGUUCUGGAGGCUACUACUGGUACGAUGCUGGCGGAAACCGGCACUGGUACAGGAAGCCGGAGAAGGAGAAGACCGGCUUCGCCACAAGGCUUGCGGUGCUGGUUGCCUUGGCCGCGCGGGGAGAGGACAAUGAGCUGCAAGCACAGCUUGCCAGACUACAAAACUUUGCUGGCAUUGAAGUGCAGCUCAGGUCUAUCUACCGAGCUUAUGCAAAUGGCGGCUUGGAUGGUCUGCGAAGAGCUGGCUACUUGCCUCGUGCCGGCUGA
This is a messenger RNA of Symbiodinium necroappetens, 3678 nucleotides long. The record is from the annotation of a GenBank genome assembly. Lineage: Eukaryota; Dinophyceae; Suessiales; Symbiodiniaceae.